Messenger RNA from Prunus armeniaca (apricot), 300 nucleotides. NCBI's taxonomy places the organism in Eukaryota, Viridiplantae, Streptophyta, Magnoliopsida, Rosales, Rosaceae. The record is from the annotation of a GenBank genome assembly.
AUGCACGAUUUACACCACCUCCAGCUUCGUGGGAAUAAGCUGACGAAUGAUGGCUUGCAGGCCAUUCUUGAUGGUUGUCCUCAUCUUGAGUCGCUUGAUCUCCGCGGGUGUUUCCAUCUUAAACUGGGAGGAGAGUUGGGAAGAAGAUGUGCUGAACGAAUUAAAAAACCUUGUAAUUUGGAUAACACCGAAGGGAAGACCAAUAGACAUCUGUUUUACCAGUACAGGACAGAGAAAGUAGAAAUGGCGGAAUACCAUUUUACCAGUACCAGAAAAGAAGGUGGGAGUAGGAGGAAUUGA